AUGGAUGAAAUAACGGCACAAAAGAAAACACAAGAACUUUACUCCUCUGUAAACAACUUACUUAAUGAACAAAAUAUAGAAAUUAAGAAACUUUCCGAGAAGCUAAAUGUUAAAGAGGAUGUUAUCAGAAAUAUCAUGAAAGAAGAACGUCCAGUAGCAACUAAAAGAAAACCGUCCACAGCAUUUGAUAUUUACUGUGUGCAAAGAAGAAUGGAUGGCGCAGAUGUGAAUGAAGACAUUGAAGCCUGGAUAAACCUUUCAAAAUGCGAUAAAUCAACAUAUAGUCAGAUAGCGAAUGAUUAUAAUAAUGAACAAAUGUAUGAGACUGUACAAUAUAUUGAUGAUAAGAAAGAACGAGAACGUACUUUAAAACAAAACAUCCAAGAAUUAAAAAAUCUGUGUAAAGCAAUUAGUCAAGAGUGUGGGUGUCAUCUUCUUGUUGUUGGUGUUCAAUCUAAUAUUGAGAAUUCAACUGCAUUUGGAACGGGAAAUCUCAGAGAUUUCUGUUCUGAUAAAGAAACAACAAUAAAUCAGUUUAAAAUUGACCUUGUUGAUUAUGUUUCGAAUUGUCCUAAUAAUCAAGAACAAAUUAGUGAUGGUGAUAACAAUAAUGAUGAUGAUAGUGUAACUCAUGAACAGAAAUUAUCAGAAAAAUCCGAAGAAUAUAGUCCAAAUUCUUUUGAUUUUACUUUAACGAGCAAUGAAACAACUCCUGAUGAAUACAAUUCUAAUGGGUUCAAUCAUAAAAAGAGAGGUGUAAUGGAUAAUGAUGAGGAUUUUAACAUUCUCAUAACGAAAAAUGGUCGUGAUGUUAAUUUGGAAUCGGUGAAUGUAAGAUCAGAAGUGUAUAGAUUCCUUGAAAAUAAAUUUCAACAAGAUACGAAAAUAAAAAUGAGUAUCCCUUAUGGUGAUUGGAAUAAACAAGAAAGUUUCGUUGUGUCUGGUUGGCCAAGAAAUAUUGAAUUUAAAGAGUGGGAUGUUUUGAGUAUGAACGAAAAGAAGAAAGUAUUUAUGUCAUUGAGUAGAUUACAAUUUCAUGUUCGACUUGAUUCUAGCUUAUCAAAGGAAAGGCGAGCUUCUAAGAAAAAGAGAUUUGUGUAG
Molecule: messenger RNA, 1101 nt
Organism: Rhizophagus irregularis DAOM 181602=DAOM 197198
Lineage: Eukaryota; Fungi; Glomeromycota; Glomeromycetes; Glomerales; Glomeraceae
Source: RefSeq, a predicted model, not a curated record